Microthlaspi erraticum is the source of this 732-nucleotide messenger RNA. The record is from the annotation of a GenBank genome assembly. Lineage: Eukaryota; Viridiplantae; Streptophyta; Magnoliopsida; Brassicales; Brassicaceae.
AUGACUGAGUAUUGGGUGAGCCAAGGGAACAAAUGGUGCGAAUUCUGUAAGAUCUGGAUUCAGAACAAUCCAUCAAGUAUCAGAAACCAUGACCUCGGUAAACGUCACCGAGAAUGUGUCGAUAAGAAGCUCACCGAUAUGCGCGAGAAGAGCGCCGCCAAAGACAAACUCCUCAAGCAAAACGAGAAAUUGCUUCAACAGAUCGAAGCUAAAGCAACUCGUAGCUAUCAGCAAGAUAUGGCCACUGCUCAACAAGUAGCUAAAGCAAACGGCGCUCCAGAGGAUGGUACUCGCGAUUGGACGCUUGACGGCGCUUCAGGAUAUUAUUACAACCAGAGCAAUGGUCUUCACUAUGAUUCAAAGUCUGGAUUCUAUUACAGUGACUCAAUAGGACAUUGGGUGACGCAAGACGAGGCAUACGCUGCGGUGAAGUCUUCAUCAGGAGGAGCGAAAGUACCUCUCGUUAAGAAGGCUGUAGCUUCUUCAGAAGCUGGACCGAGCAUCGGGAAGCCGCCUGGGCGUGUCGUCACGGCUUUGCUAAACCCGAAAAGGGCUGUGAAAGGAGCUGCUUCGUCUGUUGAGGUUGGCAACAACAAGAGGAAGAGAGUGGAUGAGAAGCCGAAGAAAGUGUCUGCGGAAGAGAGAGCUGCGUUGAAGGCGAGAGAAGCUGCUAGGAAACGAGUUGAAGAUAGGGAGAAAUCGUUGCUUGGUCUUUACAAUAGACCCUUUUGA